CGGAAGUGGAGCAUGUGAGCGAUGUGCCUCGCGGGCCUCGGCGCGUUUUGUUCGGCCGCGGCCGGUUCCACAUGUUCGGACGGCUUUGCCGAGCACUUGCAGCCGCCCCGAAAUCGACAUCCGUGUGGCGCUCGGCUUGUUUUCAAGGCCCUGAGGACGCUCUUGCUUUUUGCAUCUCCUCUCUCUCUGGUUGGUCCCUCCCCCUCUCUGUGCCCUGGGGAUGAACGCACCAAUGAGGAGCCUCACAGGUAUGCCUGAUCGCAUGUUAUGUGCAGUGCUGGAGCAAUUUCAGCUUUACUUUUCCCUUUGAUCCACUCUCUGUAUAGCACGGCAAGCCCCAGCAUGCUGAAGAGGAAACAAAGCUCCAGGGUCGAGACCCAGCCCAUGACCGACUUCGGGCCUGAUGAGACUCUAGCAGACAGCGCCGACAUCUUCUGGAUCAACAAAGCAUGGGUGCACACCCUGCUGCGAGCCUGCGCCAUCAUCAGCGUCAUCUCGGUGUGCAUGAACACCCCCAAGACAUUUGAGCACUACCCGCCCCUGCAGUAUGUGACCUUCACGCUGGACACGCUGCUCAUGUUCCUCUACACGGCCGAGAUGAUCGCCAAGAUGCACAUCAGGGGAAUCAUCAAGGGGGAUAACUCUUAUGUGAAAGAUCGCUGGUGCAUGUUUGAUGGAUUCAUGGUCUUUUUCAUCUGGGUGUCCCUGGUGUUGCAGGUGUUUGAGAUAGCGGAGCUGGUGGAUCAGAUGUCUCCAUGGGGGAUGCUGAGAAUCCCCAGAGCGCUCAUUAUGAUCCGGGCCUUCAGGAUCUACUUCCGCUUUGAGCUUCCUCGCUCCCGCAUCACUAACAUUCUUAAGCGCUCUGGGGAGCAGAUCUGGAGUGUAUCCAUCUUCCUGCUGUUCUUUCUCUUGCUUUAUGGAAUUCUGGGUGUGCAGAUGUUUGGAACCUUCAACCAUCACUGCGUUACCAAUGACACACAAAAAGGCAAUGUGACUUGGAAUAGCUUGGCCAUCCCGGACACCCACUGCUCCCCCGAUGGUGAGGGCUACCAGUGUCCUCUGGGCUUCAAGUGUAUGGACCUAGAAGAACUGGGCCUCAGCAGGCAGGAACUUGGCUACAGCGGCUUCAAUGAGCUGGGGACAAGCAUCUUUACUGUGUACGAGGCUGCCUCUCAGGAGGGUUGGGUGUUCCUCAUGUACCGAGCAAUUGACAGUUUCCCUCGCUGGCGCUCCUACUUCUAUUUUAUCACUCUCAUUUUCUUCCUGGCGUGGCUCGUGAAGAACGUGUUCAUUGCCGUCAUCAUCGAAACCUUUGCUGAAAUCCGAGUUCAAUUUCAGCAGAUGUGGGGCUCCAGGAGUAGCACCACAUCCACGGCGACCACACAGAUGUUCCACGAAGAUUCUGCCGGCGGAUGGCAACUCGUAGCCGUGGACGUCAACAAACCACACGGCCGAGCGCCUGCCUGCCUCCAGCAACUGAUGCGCUCAUCUGUGUUCCACAUGUUCAUCUUGAGUAUGGUUGCCGUUGACGUGAUCGUCGCUGCGAGCAACUACUACAAAGGCGAGAACCACCGCAGGCAUUAUGAUGAGUUUUACCUGGCAGAGGUGGCCUUUACUGUUCUGUUUGACCUGGAAGCUCUUCUGAAGAUCUGGUGUCUGGGCUUUAGCGGCUACUUCAGCUCCUCCCUGCACAAGUUUGAAUUGUUGCUGGUGGUGGGCACCACGCUGCACAUUUACCCGGAUCUCUACCACUCCCAGUUCACCUAUUUCCAGGUCCUUCGAGUGGUACGUUUGAUAAAGAUCUCCCCAGCAUUAGAAGACUUUGUCUACAAGAUAUUUGGACCAGGUAAAAAAUUAGGCAGCCUGGUGGUGUUCACAGCCAGCCUCCUCAUCGUCAUGUCGGCCAUCAGUCUGCAGAUGUUCUGCUUUGUGGAAGACCUGGACCGCUUCACCACCUUCCCCAGGGCGUUCAUGUCCAUGUUCCAGAUCUUGACACAGGAGGGCUGGGUGGACGUCAUGGACCAGACCCUGGUAGCAGUAGGUCACAUGUGGGCUCCAGUCGUGGCCAUUUACUUCAUCCUCUACCAUCUGUUUGCUACCCUGAUUCUGCUCAGUCUUUUUGUGGCAGUUAUAUUGGACAAUCUUGAGCUCGAUGAAGACUUGAAAAAGCUCAAGCAGCUCAAGCAAAGCGAGGCAAAUGCCGACACCAAAGAGAAGCUCCCUCUCCGCCUCCGGAUCUUUGAAAAGUUCCCCAACCGACCUCAGAUGGUGAAGAUCUCCAAGCUGCCGUCGGACUUCACCGUGCCCAGAAUCAGGGAGAGCUUCAUGAAGCAGUUCAUCGACAGGCAGCAGCAGGACCCCAGCUGUUUGUUCCGAAGACUCCCCUCGGCCUCGUCGUCCUCCUGUGACCACUCCAAGCGCUCGGCCAUUGAAGACAGCAAGUAUAUCGACCAAAAGCUUCGCAGGUCAAUAUUUAGCAUCCAGGCUCGGAACCUGCUGGAAAAAGAAACGACUAUCAAUAAAAUACUACGGGCGUGCACCAGACAGCGGAUGCUGAGCGGCUCGUUGGACGGCCAGCCGGCCAAGGAGCGUUCCAUCCUCAGCGUGCAACAUCACAUUCGCCAAGAGCGCAGGUCGUUGCGGCACGGCUCCAGCAGUCAGAGGAUCAGCCGAGGGAAGUCGAUGGAAACGCUCACCCAGGACCAUUCGAGCACCGUCCGCUACCGAAACGCCCAGCGAGAGGACAGCGAGAUCAAGAUGAUCCAAGAAAAGAAAGAACAAGCAGAGAUGAAACGAAAAGUUCAGGAGGAGGAGCUAAGGGAGAACCAUCCGUACUUCGAUAAGCCUCUCUUCAUUGUCGGCCGGGAGCACCGCUUCAGGACCUUCUGCCGGAUGAUCGUUCGAGCUCGCUUCAAUGCAUCUAAAACGGACCCCAUCACAGGAGUGGUGAAGAACACAAAGUACCACCAACUGUACGACCUGUUGGGCCUGGUGACCUAUUUGGACUGGGUGAUGAUCAUCGUCACCAUCUGCUCGUGCAUCUCCAUGAUGUUUGAGUCGCCCUUCACCAGGGUCAUGCACGUGCCCACGCUGCAGAUCGGGGAGUACGUCUUCGUCAUCUUCAUGAGCAUCGAGCUGAACCUGAAGAUCAUGGCGGACGGUCUGUUCUUCACGCCCACGGCGGUCAUCAGGGACUUCGGAGGUGUGAUGGACAUCUUCAUCUACCUCGUGAGUCUCAUCUUUCUGUGCUGGCUGCCGCACGACGUCCCUCCCGAGUCUGGCGCUCAGCUGCUGAUGAUGCUGCGCUGCCUGCGACCUCUCAGGAUCUUCAAGCUGGUGCCCCAGAUGAGGAAGGUGGUGCGGGAGGUCCUCAAAGGCUUCAAGGAGAUUUUCCUGGUUUCCAUUUUACUUCUCACGCUAAUGCUCGUGUUCGCCAGCUUCGGAGUUCAACUGUUUGCCGGAAAGCUGGCCAAGUGCAAUGACCCCCAUGUUCUCAGACAGGCCGACUGUCACGGUAUAUUCAGGAUUAACGUCAGCGUUUCCAAAAAUCUCAACCUGAAACUGAAACCCGGAGAGAAGAAGCCAGGAUUCUGGGUUCCAAGAGUCUGGGCCAACCCUCGCAACUUUAAUUUUGACAAUGUGGGAAACGCCAUGUUGGCGCUGUUCGAGGUGCUGUCGCUGAAAGGAUGGGUGGAAGUCCGAGAUGUCAUUAUUCACCGAGUUGGACCGAUCCACGGCAUCUACAUCCACGUCUUCGUGUUCCUGGGGUGCAUGAUCGGACUCACGCUGUUUGUGGGCGUUGUCAUCGCAAACUUCAAUGAAAACAAAGGCACAGCUUUGCUGACUGUGGAUCAGAGGCGAUGGGAAGAUUUGAAGAGCCGCCUCAAAAUUGCCCAACCUCUCCACCUCCCUCCUCGUCCAGAGAACGGGGGUUUCCGGGCCAAGAUGUACGACAUCACGCAGCACCCUUUCUUCAAGCGCGGCAUCGCCGUGCUGGUGUUGGCUCAGUCGGUGCUGCUCUCAGUCAAGUGGGAUGUCGACGACCAAGUAACGUUCCCUCUCGCCACCAUGUCGGUGGUCUUCACCUUUAUAUUUGUACUGGAGGUAACCAUGAAGCUGAUAGCCAUGUCUCCCGCCGGUUACUGGCAGAGUCGACGGAAUCGUUACGACCUGCUGGUGACGUCGCUCGGCGUCAUUUGGAUCGUGCUUCACUUUGCCCUCCUGAAUGCAUAUACCUACAUGAUGGGGACAUGCGUGAUCGUCUUCAGAUUCUUCACAAUAUGUGGGAAGCACGUGACGCUGAAGAUGCUCUUGCUGACCGUGGUGGUCAGCAUGUACAAGAGCUUUUUCAUCAUCGUGGGGAUGUUCCUGCUCCUCCUCUGUUACGCCUUUGCGGGCGUCGUUCUCUUCGGCACCGUCAAGUACGGCGAGAACAUCAACCGGCACGCCAACUUCUCCACGGCGGGCCAAGCGAUCACGGUCCUCUUUCGCAUCGUCACAGGGGAGGACUGGAAUAAAAUCAUGCACGACUGCAUGGUGCAGGCUCCGUUCUGCACCCCGGAUGAGCAUCGCUACUGGGAGACGGACUGCGGCAACUACGCCGGCGCCCUCAUCUACUUCUGCUCCUUCUACGUCAUCAUCGCCUACAUCAUGCUCAACCUUCUCGUCGCCAUCAUCGUGGAGAACUUCUCGCUGUUCUACUCCACCGAGGAGGACCAGCUGCUGAGCUACAACGACCUGAGGCACUUCCAAAUCAUCUGGAACAUGGUGGACGACAAGCGGGAGGGCGUGAUCCCGACGUCCAGGGUGAAGUUCCUGCUGCGUCUGCUCAGGGGCAGGCUGGAGGUGGACCUGGACAAAGACAAGCUGCUCUUCAAGCACAUGUGCUACGAGAUGGAGCGACUCCACAGCGGGGGCGACGUCACCUUCCACGAUGUGCUCAGCAUGCUGUCCUAUCGCUCGGUGGACAUUCGCAAGUCUCUCCAGCUGGAGGAGCUGUUGGCCCGGGAACAGCUGGAGUACACCAUCGAGGAGGAGGUCGCCAAGCAGACCAUCCGCAUGUGGCUCAAGAAGUGCCUCAAACGCAUUCGUGCGGUGAGUUCUCCGCACGCCGCCGCCCCCGCCGCCUCGGCACGCGCACGUCUACCGCGUUUUGUCCUCGCUGUGCCGCAGCAGUCGUGUAGCAUCAUCCACAGCCUGAGAGAAAGCCAGCAGCAGGAGCUGAGUCGCUUCCUCAACCCCCCCAGCAUCGAGACCACGGUGCCGAGCGAAGACCGCAACGCCGACAACCCGUCGCAGCCUGAGAUGAGCGGCCUCCAGCAGAUGCUCAGUCCCACCUUGUCCGACAGAGGCGGCUACAGGCAGGACUCCUCCGACCUGGGCAAGCCGCAGAGGAAGCUGGGACAGUGGCGGCUGCCCGCAGGUCGCACCAGCGUCAAGUCCGUCGUGUGUAAGAUGAACCCCGUCCACGACGAGGCCUCCUCGGGGUCAGAGGUGAAGAAGUGGUGGACCCGUCAGCUGACGGUGGAGAGCGACGAGAGCGGCGACGACCUCAUCGACAUUUAGAGGAAGUAUUUCGCCGUCGAGCUGACACCUCUGGGAAGCGCGUUUCCCGUCCUCUGCGACUGUCGCUUCGUCGGCACAUCUGGCGAGCGUGAGCGGCGAGGAGGCGCUGGAUCGAUGAAGGAAAAGCUGCUCUCGUUUGUGUAUUCUGCUGCGAGGCUCUUUCGUGUCCCUUUCACUUGAUUUAUCACACGCAUAUGGCUUUUCUUCUGGUCACUUUAUCCACUUGUAGUUGCUAGACUGAGGGAGCGCACAUUGUCGCGGUGGCAAUAACAGCCGUGUGUUUGAACAAGCACGUAACGUUGCAAAGUCUCAAUGUUGUCAAGACGCAAGUUGACUCCGUGCAAGACGGAUGAAUGAUGACUUUUGUACACAGCGAAGCCCGAUAUUCCCUUUUUGUGUGCAGUGUUUCCGUUGCAAUUGUUUGGAUGAAAAUGAAAGCUACUAUGAGGAUUUUGUUUCUACACACCGCUAUUAUUCUGAAGUGUGCGCUGAAAAAGAUGACAGAUUUCUGACUGUAAAUGUAAUUGAAGCUCUAAACAAAUCUAUCUUCGAAUUAAAGGCUUACCGUGUGUAGGCGUU
Messenger RNA from Phycodurus eques (leafy seadragon), 6144 nucleotides. RefSeq names its product sodium leak channel, non-selective (gene nalcn). Gene Ontology annotation, cellular component: membrane. Bases 268 to 5565 code for a protein of 1765 amino acids. Gene Ontology annotation, molecular function: monoatomic cation channel activity. The transcript has 45 exons. The record is from RefSeq and is a predicted model, not a curated record. Lineage: Eukaryota; Metazoa; Chordata; Actinopteri; Syngnathiformes; Syngnathidae. Gene Ontology annotation, biological process: transmembrane transport; monoatomic ion transport.